Molecule: messenger RNA, 1728 nt
Organism: Venustampulla echinocandica
Lineage: Eukaryota; Fungi; Ascomycota; Leotiomycetes; Helotiales; Pleuroascaceae
Product: Phosphate transporter
Exons: 5
Coding region: 1-1728 (575 amino acids)
Biological process (GO): phosphate ion transmembrane transport
Cellular component (GO): membrane
Source: RefSeq, a predicted model, not a curated record
AUGCCCACCCUUCACCAGUUCGAUUACAUUUUCGCCAUCGGCCUCAUCUUCGCAUUCUUAGAUGCCUGGAACAUUGGUGCCAAUGAUGUCGCUAACAGUUUCGCGACCUCGGUUUCGUCGAGGUCGCUGACCAUGAAGCAGGCUAUGAUGAUAGCGUCGGUGAUGGAGUUUGCGGGAGCGCUGGGUGUUGGUGCGAGAGUAGCGGAUACCAUUCGGAGUAAAAUCCUCAGUACUGCCGCCUUUGAAGCGGAGCCGUCCAUUCUUAUGUUGGGAAUGACUUGUGCGCUUGUUUCUUCCUCUGUCUACAUGACAAUGGCAACUCGGCUCGGUAUGCCCGUCUCAACAACUCACAGCAUUAUCGGCGGUGUUAUGGGUGUCGGAAUUGCGGCACUGGGUGUUGAUGGAGUGAACUGGGGCUGGAACGGCGUCUCGCAGGUCUUCGCAGCUUGGGCCAUUGCGCCUGGACUUGCAGGUUGCUUUGGUGCCAUCAUCUUCCUCGCCACCAAGUAUGGAGUGAUGAAGCGUAAGAACCCUGUCAGAGCCGCCUUCAUCAUGAUCCCGGUGUACUUUACCCUCACCAGUGGUAUCUUGACCAUGCUUAUCGUGUGGAAAGGAGCUGCUUCUGCAUCCGCAAACGUCAAGACCUGGGGCGCAGGAGAGUAUGUCGGUGUCAUACUGGGAACAGCGCUUGGUGUUGGCCUUCUCUCUGUAAUUUUCUUACUACCAUGGCUCCAUCGAAAGCUCAUUAUGGAUGACUGGGAGAUGCGGUGGUAUCACAUCUUCCAGGGACCACUCUUGCUCCGACGUGGACCUGUCCCACCAAACACCUCUGGCACCGAGAUCGUUCAAAAUUAUUACGAAGGACACAAGACCAGAGAAGAGCUAGAUCAGGAAGGUAGCAGCAUCCCGCACCCAGCAACCGAUAUCGAGACCAACAACAGCGACGAGAUCAAGAAUAAGGAAGCCGCCGAGGGUAUCACAUCAGAGCGAACUUCAGGAGAAACCCCCAAAACCACCGGUCUGAGCAAUGUCAACCCCGCACCGAUGGUCGGCAAGUGGUAUGAACCCAAGAAUCUCUUCGAGACCGCCAAGAGAGCCUUCUUCCACGGUGUCGAGGUCGAUGUCAUUGCGGAACAGCAAAAGGCUUCCAUCCUCGCCGGUAACAUUGAGGAAAUGCACGCCCGCGCCAUGCACUACGAUAACAAGGCUGAGCACGCUUAUUCGUUCCUCCAAGUCCUCACUGCAGCAACUGCAUCUUUCGCCCACGGUGCGAAUGAUGUCAGUAAUGCAAUUGGUCCUCUUGCUGCUAUCUAUCUCAUCUGGUCUACCGGAAAGCUGUCAUCCAAGUCUCCCGUCCCCAUCUGGGUUCUGGUUUAUGGAGGUGCUGCGCUGGUCAUUGGUCUCUGGACUUACGGGUACAACAUCAUGCGCAAUUUGGGUAAUCGUCUCACCCUGCACUCCCCAUCCCGCGGUUUCUCAAUGGAACUCGGCAGUGCCAUUACAGUCGUGAUGGCCACCCGUCUCGCCCUUCCUAUCUCCACUACUCAAUGUAUAGUUGGUUCCACCGUUGGAGUGGGACUGUGCAAUGGUGACGUUAAGUCGAUUAACUGGAGAAUGGUUGUAUGGAUCUAUCUUGGAUGGAUCAUCACUCUCCCUGUUACUGGAAUUAUCGCUGGUUGCUUGAUGGGCAUUAUUAUCAAUGCCCCAAGAUGGGGAAUGGCUCUUUAA